AUGCAUUCCUGGCCAACUGUCGUAGUUCUCGCACUCGUCCUUCAGGUUCACUGCAGUGUGUUUUACCCUGUGAAAGAGUACUCAAAUCGUACCGCAUUUAGGCGCCAUUGGGUGGUUGCUGUGGAAGCUGAGCACCUGGGUUGUGUUAGUUACCUUUCUGCUAACCGUGGUGCUGAGUUCCCCAUUGGGUCUGCGCGUGAUGAGGACGUCCAGGAAAGGCAGUUGUCCGACAUUAUUUUCUUCCUUUGUGAAUUGGAUGUCGGGGAAGAUGCUGUUACGCAAGUUUUGGAAGUCUGCUAG
This is a messenger RNA of Dibothriocephalus latus, 300 nucleotides long. Lineage: Eukaryota; Metazoa; Platyhelminthes; Cestoda; Diphyllobothriidea; Diphyllobothriidae. The record is from the annotation of a GenBank genome assembly.